AACCUCUUCGACUUCCACGCAGACGAUAAAUUUGACGGCUUGUCCAAGCUUAAGCACUACUUGCAACACUUCGGUUACAUCACCAACUCCACGUCCAAUUACAUUGAUGACUACUUCGACAACGCUUUCCAAGCCACCAUCGAGACCUACCAGAAAAACUUCAACCUGAAUGUCACGGGAGAGCUCAACCCACAGACCAUCCAACAGAUCGUUGUUAUAAAUCCCCCAAGAUGCGGUGUCCCUGAUAUCAUCAAUGGCUCCCCGACCACGAACUCUGGGAAAAUGAUGUCAUCGUCUAACGGCAUGCACUUCCAGACCGUCUCUCAUUACAACUUUUUCCCUAGCACACCACGAUGGCCUAAAUGCAAGCAAAACCUGACCUAUGCGUUCCUGCCAGAAAGUUAGCUCUCAAACGACGUCAAGAGUGUGUUCUCUAGGGCCUUCAACCGGUGGGCUAUGGUGACGGCACUAACAUUCAUGCAGACAGAGUCGUUCAAUGACGCCAACAUCUAGAUUGUGUUCUUUGUGGGUGACCAUGGGGACAAAGAGACAUUUGACGGUUUGCUUGGGACACUAGCCCAGUCGAUGUCGGUAGUAGACCUCAUGUUGGUGGCUGUGCAUGAGAUUGGGCAUAUUCUAGGGCUGGGCCACUCCUCGGUGGAGAAUGCGAUCAUGUACUUGACGAUUUUGUCUCAGACGAGGAAGGUGGAACUUGCCAAUGAUGAUAUAUUGGGAAUUCAGGAGCUGUACGGAGCCAAUCCCUUCAAUGGUUCAUCUAGUACUCUGGUAGCUCAGAAUGAGGGAGGAACCGAUUAUGGUGCAACCUAG
Molecule: messenger RNA, 828 nt
Organism: Carya illinoinensis
Lineage: Eukaryota; Viridiplantae; Streptophyta; Magnoliopsida; Fagales; Juglandaceae
Product: metalloendoproteinase 2-MMP
Biological process (GO): proteolysis; extracellular matrix organization; collagen catabolic process
Cellular component (GO): extracellular matrix
Molecular function (GO): zinc ion binding; metalloendopeptidase activity
Source: RefSeq, a predicted model, not a curated record